Exophiala xenobiotica is the source of this 1104-nucleotide messenger RNA. RefSeq lists its product as uncharacterized. The record is from RefSeq and is a predicted model, not a curated record. Lineage: Eukaryota; Fungi; Ascomycota; Eurotiomycetes; Chaetothyriales; Herpotrichiellaceae. Bases 1 to 1104 code for a protein of 367 amino acids. The transcript has 2 exons.
AUGGCUAUGGCCAUCCCUCGACGCACACCCGCCCGCCUCAACACCGUCACGACCUACACUCUCGCGCACACGGCGCAAUGCAAACUCAAGCUGGCAGCGAAUAGGCCGGAUAGGAACUUGAGAUUCGUCUUGGGCCAUGCCUUCACACUGGAUAAUUUGAUGCUUAGGAUCGUGGAGAUUGAAAAUAGCAGUGCCAAGUCGGCUUUUACGGAAGGGAAGAGGUCUAGAUCCGCCAGCGGAGACGAAAGGGAACAUUAUGACUGCACAAAGCCUGUCGAGCAUUUUGACUGUACUGCGGCGGCAGCACCACCACCAGAGCCGGAACACUUUGAUUGUACGGCAGCGCCUCCUGAGCCAGAACAAGUACCAGAGGACUACGACUGUACAGUGGCCACCCCAGUUCCAGCACAGCCAGAAUCUACCAGCAAGGGGCGGAGGAUAAGUUUCCAGGACAACAAUGCGCGACCAUCAAAGACGAGUACAGGUACGCUGAUUCCGGGUUCGCCCCAAGGAAGACGCUCACCCCCACCGGUCGAAAACCCUCUCUCGUUCGACGACGAUUCGGACGAAGGGACGAGCUCCGAUGAUUACGACGACCCAGAACUGGCGGCGUAUGACUGCGAGGCUGCACCGCAGGUGCCGGAGGAAAAGAAGAUGGCGAAGAAAGCGAGGCCAGUGCACGACGCGUACGAGGAUGAAGAGGAUGCGGCGCUGGAGUUGGCUGAUGACGAAUUGGAUACGGACGCGGAUGCGGAUCCGGAUGGAGAGGUGAUGGGGUUGGAGGAGGAUAUGGACGGAUUGGGCUUGACAAGAUUUGAAAGUGCGAGUGCGAAACCGCCGAGGAUGGUUCAGGAUCUGUCGGAUGACGAAGAUGAAGAGGAGGAAGGGCCAGAGUCGCCGCCUCAACUUCCGGCCGACGUGGAUGUCAGGCAGAUCAUCGAAGGCGAGAAGGAUGAAGAAUUGACGGAUUUGUAUGAGAGUGUCAGACGAUGUAUGUGUCACGGGCAGAGGGAUACCGUGGGCGGGAGGCCGGAGGGUGUGUGGGAUGUGCCGGAGGAGAAGGCAGGUGGGAGGAGGUUGGCUCUUGUUGCUGUUGCUGCUUGA